GCUUGCCCCCCCUUUCUUUUUUGGUUUUGGCACUGCACUCCCUACUGAAGCGCGGACACCGAGCCCCUCGUGUGCCCCCUCCUCAGCCGAGAGUUACUCCCCUAACCUCCCCCGGCUUAGUCUCCUUGCCCUUUCCCUGCCGCAAGCAUGUCUCGCCUCGUUCCCCGCCCCGAGAACGCCCUCAAGCGUGCCAAUGAGCUCCUUGUUGUCGACAAGAAGAGCCUGGCCAUCGAGAUUCUCCAUGAGUCGCUGCUCAACCGCCGCAUCCGCGCCUGGUCCCCGGCCGUGGAGGAGGUCAUGAUGCUCUACAUCGACCUGAGCAUCGACCUGCGCGAGUCGCGCCGCACUCAGCAGCUGCGCGAUGCGCUUACCGCCUUCCGUGCCAUCUCCCAGAGCAGCAACCCCUCCUCGGUGGAGAAGGUCAUUGACCACCUGUUCGCCGGUGCCGAGAAGCGCUUCAAGGAGGCCUUCGACUCGGCCACCGCCGCGGCCAAGAAGUUCGACCAGGACCUGGACGAGGGCGACACCCCGGAGACCAUCAUGAUGGGCAUGGUCACUUCCGAGGACAACCGCGACCGUUCGGACCGCACCCUGCUCGGGCCGUCCAUUCGCUUCCUGUGGGAUGCCUACAAGAUGACCAUCGAGAUUCUGAAGAACAACUCCAAGCUCGAGUCCCUGUACCAUUCCACCGCUCGCCGGCUGUUCAAGUUCUGCCGCGAGCACGGCCGCCGCAAUGAGUUCCAGAACAUCAGCAAGAUCCUGCGCUUCCACCUGGAGGAGGCCAUGAAGCAGCUGGAUGCCUCCAAGCCCGGCAACUUCAGCAUCAACCUCAAGAGCAUCAACAGCCUGCGUCUGCAGCUGGACACUCGUCUGGAGCAGCUGGACACCGCCAUCAAGCUGGAGUCCUGGUCCACUGCCUUCAGCACGGUGGAGAACCUGCACAGCCUGCUGCCGCUGACUCGCCGGUCCUUCCGCGCCGAGUACCAGGUGGCCUACUACCGCCGUCUGGCCAGCAUCUCGCUCAUCUCCAACAACUACCUGGCCCAUGCCUUCUCCAGCUGGCGCAUCUACCAGCUGGCGGACUUCGCCACCGAGGCCGAGCGCCAGGACGCCGCCAACAAGCUGGUCCUGGCCACCCUGGCCAUCCCGGCCUCCCGCGGCAAGACCUACCACAGCGGCGGCCGCAACUUCGAGCAUGAGCAGCUCAACCGCCUGACCCUGUUGCUGAUGAGCAACCGCAAGCCCUCGCGCGCGAUGCUCCUGCGCGAGCUCAGCCAGAAUGGCGUCAUCGCCGCGGCCAUCCCCCAGGUCCAGCAGCUGUACACCCUCUUCGAGGUGGACUUCCACCCGCUGUCGAUGGCCCCGCAGUUUGCCCCGAUCUCGGCCUUCCUGGCCGAGAGCCCGGAGCUGGCUCCCUUCCUCAAGUCCCUGCAGGAGGUCCUGCUGGGUCGCCUGCUCUUCCAGCUGAGCCUGGUGUAUGACACCAUGAAGCUCUCGGCCCUGGCCGAGCUGGCUCCCUUCUUCACUGCCGACGAGAUUGAGGCCUUCCUCCUGGCCAUGUGCCGCAGCAAUGACAUCUCCCUGGCCGUGGACCAUGUGGCCCAGUCGAUUCGCUUCAAGUCCGCCGUGCGCCAGGACCUGGCUGCCAAGGGCGUCCAGGCUCACAUGCUGCAGGUUGCCCAGGACCUGGCUCCCAUCUCCGAGAAGAUCCGCCCCAGCGCCGCCACCUCCAUGGAGGACACCCGUGCGGCCUUCUUCGACCAGAUCCGCGAGAGCCUGGAGUCCGAGCACUCGACCGCCAUCAACCGCAAGGAGCAGUUCGACUACGCCAAGGACAUGCAGGAGCGCAAGGCCCGCGAGCGCAUGCUCACCGAGAGCCGCCGCCGCAUUGAGGAGAUGCGCCUGAGUGCCGAGGCCGAGCGCGUUCGUGUCAACGAGGAGUCCACUCGUCGUGAGCUGGAGCGCCUGCAGGCCGAGCGUGAUGAGGCCGUCCGCCAGUCGCGCAUUCGCCAGACCCGCGAGCUGGAGGCCCGCGCGGCCGAUCUCGGCAUCAAGCUGGACCUCGGUGACGUGGAGGACAUGUCCGCCGAGCAGAUCAUGGCUCGUCAGCUGGAGCAGCUCAACGCCGAGAAGGCCGAGAUCCACAACCGCCUGUCCAAGCUGGCCCAGCACAUCGACUACCAGGUGCGCGCCCUGCGCCUGGCCGAGGUGCCCAUCCUCAAGGAGGACUUCAAGGCCGCCGAUGCCCGGGACCUGGCCCACCACGAGGCCUACGUCCAGCGGAACACCGAGCGCGCGCGCGAGCUCCACGCCAAGGGUCUCCAGGUCAAGAGCUGGGUCCAGGUGGUGGUGUCGGAGGUCGACCACUUCAAGGCCCGGUCGGCCGCCUUCCUGGCCGAGAUCGAGCGCCAGAAGGAGGAGGAGCGCCGCAUCCAGGAGGCCGCCGCCGCCGAGCAGCGCCGUCGCCAGGAGGAGCUCCAGCAGCAGCGCCUGGCCGAGCAGCAGCGUGCCCGCGAGGCCGCCGCCGAGGCCCUCCGCAUCAAGCAGGAGGAGGAGGCCAUCCGCGCCAAGGCUCACGAGUCGCAGCAGCUCCGCACCAUGCAGUCGGAGCAGGUUCACCUGCGCAAGCUGGACACCCUGCAGCGCGAGCGCGAUGAGCUGGACAAGGCCCAGGCUAGCCUGCGCAUGGCCAGCCCCACCGGUGUGGGUGCCGCCUCCUCGGCGGCGGCGGCCGUCCCGGCCACGGGCGGCCCCAUCCGCGGCGGUGCCUUCGGUGGUGGUGCUCCCCGUUCCACCUUUGGCGGCCCCCCCUCCAGCGGUGGCUACCAGCGCCCGGGCUUCGGUGGCGAUGGCCCGCGCGGUGACUGGCGCGGUGCCCCGGGCGCCGGCCCGGCUCACUCUGCUGCCGGUGGCAGCCCGGCUCCCUUCGGUGGCCGUGGCUCUGCCCUGCCCUCGGGCGCCUCCGCCGGCGGCGGUGGCUUCCGCUCCGGCUUCGGUGGUGCUCCCCCGGCUGGCGGUGCCCCGGCCGAUGGCAGCAUGAUGCGCGGCUCGCGUGUGCCUUCCUCCUCCUCCUUCGGCGGUCCCCGGGAUGGUCCUGGUGGUGCCCCGGGCGGUGGUGCCGGUGGCUUCCGGCGCUCUGCCCCGGGUGCCGGCGGCCCGCCCGGCUCCGGCCCCAUGGCUCCCUUCUCCCGCUCGGGCGCCGGUGCCCCCAUGCGCUCUGGCGACCAGUCGCUGGCCGGUGUCUCGCCGGCUCGCUCCCCCGCCCCGGGUGGUGCUCCCCAGCCUGAUGAUGAUGGCUUCGUCCCGGUGUCCGGCUCCCGCCGUCGCCGUUAAGCCGAAGGAGCAGCCCCUCCUGCGCGCCGCCGCCCCCCCCUGAGCGGCGGCAAACGGCCAGAGGAGCAGGCGAGAAGGGGCCACCAAGACCGAUGACGGCGUGUGACUCCGUGUCCCCGUUCCCGCGUGCCGCCCUCCUUCUCCGCGCCUCCCAUGGGGGAGGGGCGAGGCCGGGGGGGGGGGGGGCGACAAGCACACGAGCCGCCCAGCUGUCGGCCCCUUCCUCUGCUCUGCGCGCCCCAUGUCCCCGCACUGGGGCGUAUCCUUUUUCCCCUCUCCCGCGCGCCCCAUGAUGAUGUGCGCAGUUCGCGACGCGGCUCGGCGGCAUGGGCCGGAGGGGGGGGGGGGAAGGUACCGGCCCUACGCGCGCGUCACAGAGCAGCCCCUCCCCCCACCCCCCUCCACAAAAUCCAAUAAACCUUGUUACCUACUA
Molecule: messenger RNA, 3766 nt
Organism: Fonticula alba
Lineage: Eukaryota; Rotosphaerida; Fonticulaceae
Exons: 3
Coding region: 148-3333 (1061 amino acids)
Biological process (GO): translation reinitiation; formation of cytoplasmic translation initiation complex
Cellular component (GO): multi-eIF complex; eukaryotic translation initiation factor 3 complex, eIF3m; eukaryotic translation initiation factor 3 complex, eIF3e
Molecular function (GO): translation initiation factor activity; mRNA binding
Source: RefSeq, a predicted model, not a curated record